Lontra canadensis (Northern American river otter) is the source of this 841-nucleotide messenger RNA. It is a transcript of the gene SSR3, whose product is annotated as signal sequence receptor subunit 3. The transcript is spliced from 5 exons. NCBI's taxonomy places the organism in Eukaryota, Metazoa, Chordata, Mammalia, Carnivora, Mustelidae. Gene Ontology annotation, cellular component: membrane; endoplasmic reticulum. The record is from RefSeq and is a predicted model, not a curated record. Bases 49 to 606 code for a protein of 185 amino acids. Gene Ontology annotation, biological process: SRP-dependent cotranslational protein targeting to membrane.
GUGGCGUUUACCCAGCACCGCCCUCCAGGCUCGAAGCUCCGGUCUACCAUGGCUCCCAAAGGCGGCUCCAAGCAGCAGUCCGAGGAGGAUUUGCUUCUGCAGGAUUUCAGCCGGAACCUCUCGGCCAAGUCCUCCGCUCUCUUCUUCGGGAAUGCCUUUAUCGUGUCCGCCAUCCCCAUCUGGUUAUAUUGGCGAAUAUGGCAUAUGGAUCUUAUUCAGUCUGCUGUUCUCUAUAGUGUGAUGACCCUAGUAAGCACUUAUUUGGUAGCCUUUGCAUACAAAAAUGUGAAAUUUGUUCUCAAACACAAAGUAGCACAGAAGAGGGAGGAUGCUGUUUCCAAAGAAGUGACUCGAAAACUUUCCGAAGCUGAUAACAGAAAGAUGUCUCGAAAGGAAAAAGAUGAAAGAAUCUUGUGGAAGAAGAACGAAGUUGCUGAUUAUGAAGCUACAACAUUUUCCAUCUUCUAUAACAACACCCUCUUCCUGGUCUUGGUCAUUGUUGCUUCCUUCUUUAUACUGAAGAACUUCAACCCUACAGUGAAUUAUAUUUUGUCCAUAAGCGCUUCAUCAGGCCUCAUCGCCCUCCUGUCUACUGGCUCCAAGUAGACCGUACUGGCUUUGCCCCCUGGCUGUGUAUCUACGGGUUGCCUGUGGUAUAUGGCAACAUAGCAGGGUGGUCAGGGUGAGAGACCCAGAUGUUUUUAUAGUCUGCAGUUGGAGGGUUUGAAAAACCCAACAAAAUGUAAUUCAGUAUUUGUUUAUUGGCUCUUUUUUUGACAGACUGUUGAAAUUAAAUGAAUUGAAAGGGAAACUCAGAGUGCCAGGACAUUUAUUAAAAGGU